Molecule: messenger RNA, 2282 nt
Organism: Closterium sp. NIES-65
Lineage: Eukaryota; Viridiplantae; Streptophyta; Zygnematophyceae; Desmidiales; Closteriaceae
Source: the annotation of a GenBank genome assembly
UACAUGACGGAGGGAGUGCUGCUGAGGGAGUCGCCAGAGAGCCGGACCUCGACCAGUACAGGUGUAUGCCAUGCUCUUGCCAUGCCUUUGCCUUUGCGCCUAUACUGGGUAGUGCCAUCAUAAUGGACGAGGCACACGAGCGCUCAUUGAACACGGACGUGCUGUUCGGGGUGCUCAAGCACGUGGCGGCGAGACGAAGGGACUUCAAGCUCAUCGUCACGUCCGCCACGCUCAAUGCUGAGAAGUUCUCCCACUUCUUCGGCAGUGUCCCAGUCUUCUUCAUCCCAGGGCGCACCUUCCCCGUCAGUCUCAUGGCGCACCUUCCCAGUGAGCAUCAUGUGUGGAGCAAGUCGCCUUGUGAGGACCCUGUAGACGCGGCAGUCAAGCAAGCGCUAGCCAUCCACGUCACCAUGCCACCUGGCGACAUCCUCAUCUUCAUGACCGGCCAAGAAGACAUCGAGGCAACCUUUUCUCCCUCGCCGACCGCCUCGAGCAAAUGGCGGCGGCGCCGCCCGCCCCCCCCGCCGCCCCUCUCCAUCCUCCCAAUCUACUCCCAGCUGCCGGCCGAUCUCCAAGCGAAGAUUUUCCAGAAGGCCGAGGAAGGAGCGCUGGACAAUACCGGAGCACUGACCAAGACGGGGAGGCGGAUGGUGGAAUUUCCUUUAGACCCUGCUCUGGCGAAGCUGUUGAUAUCCGGGGAUCAGUUUGGGUGUGUGAACGAGACGUUGACCAUGGUGGCCAUGCUCUCGGUGCCGUCGGUUUUCUUCCGCCCCAAGGACCGCGAAGAGGAGUCUGACGCUGCCCGGGAGAAGUUUUUCGUGCCCGAGAGCGACCACCUGACGCUCCUAAAUGUCUUCCAGCAGUGGAAGUCCACGGGUAUCGCGGCGACUGGUGCUCCGACCACUACCUUCACCGCGCUUUACGGGCUCGGAACGACCCCGGAGUAUGUGGUUUACCAUGAGUUGGUGCUCACUUCGAAGGAAUACAUGCAGUGUGUGACGGCUGUUGAGCCAAGAUGGUUGGCGGAGGCCGGGCCGAUGUUUUUCAGUGUGAAGGAUAGUCAUCAGAGCAGGCUGCAGCAGAAGCAGAAGCUGCGGGAGGAGGCGAGUGCGAUGGAGCGGGAGAUGGCGGAGGCGAGGCGGAAGAUGGAGGUGGAGGAGGAGAUGAGACGCAGGAAGGACGAGGAGCAGACUGUGAGGGAGGCGGAGCGGAUUGUCAUGCCGGGUGUGAAGAAGGGAAAGGGGCGGCGAGACGUGCUCCUGGGCUUUAGCGGAGACGCCUUCCUCCUCUUCUACCGCGCAUCAACGCGCACGGUCCACAGUAUUCAGGGCAACGGCCGCUGCCCCGCCGCGCUCUCGCUCUCCCACCUCGCCACACUCGGUUUCUCCCCCGCGCACCCGCUUCCCCCCUUCCACCCCCCUCACGGUCACCGUCCCCGGCGCCGCCGCCUGCUGGGCCGACGCCAUCCAAACGGUUCGGAUCGCGCCACGUGUCGCUCCGCGAGGCGCUCGAGCCGGCCGUACAGCUGGCGGAAGGCGGUUGGGCCCGUGCCGCCGCUGACAGCUGGACAGUGGGAGAGAGGCGUGGAGCAGUUGAAGCAGGGAGGGCCACAUGGCGGCGAGCUAUUGGUGGACGGGGAGGAGGGCGCCGAGGGCUGGCGAGGUGAUGAGGAACCCGGGCAUGGGCAACACACUGAGGCUGCUGGGAGGUCCCUCUCCCCCGUUCCUCCACCAGAGCAGGGCAAGGAGGGCUUCUACACAGGCCCGGUGGCGGAAGCAAUAGUCACAGCAGUGCAGGCCCAGAGGGGACUGCUCUCUCUGCAGAAAGGCAAGGAGGGCUUCUACACAGGCCCAGUAGCCGAAGCGAUAGUCACAGCAGUGCAGGCCCAGGGCGGGGUGCUCUCCCUGCAAGACCUGGCCUCCCACACCUCCUCCGUGGCCCCGCCCAUCAGCACCACCUUCCACGGCCUCACCAUCUGGGAGGUCCCUCCCCCCACCCACGGCCUGGCCGCUCUCAUCGCUCUCAACAUCACCGAGGCUUACUACUCCACGCACGGUGUUCCCGAGCCUGUCCAGGAGGCUCGGGGAGCGGGCCCCGAAGCUGCGGGCGAGGCUCGGGAGGGGUGGGUCAAGGGGGAGGCGGAUUAUGCGCAUGUGAUGAUCGAGGCUAUGCGGAUGGGGUUUGCAGAUGCGCUGGCGUGUGUGGCUGACCCAGAGCACGUGCAGGUGCCUCUGGGGGAGGCUUUAUCUAAGGAGUAUGCAGCCAAACGAGCUGGGAGAUAG